Molecule: messenger RNA, 1656 nt
Organism: Ananas comosus (pineapple)
Lineage: Eukaryota; Viridiplantae; Streptophyta; Magnoliopsida; Poales; Bromeliaceae
Product: transcription factor-like protein DPB
Exons: 9
Coding region: 192-1295 (367 amino acids)
Biological process (GO): regulation of transcription by RNA polymerase II; regulation of cell cycle
Cellular component (GO): nucleus; transcription regulator complex
Molecular function (GO): DNA-binding transcription factor activity, RNA polymerase II-specific; RNA polymerase II transcription regulatory region sequence-specific DNA binding
Source: RefSeq, a predicted model, not a curated record
GUCCGGCCCAACCGAAAACCCGGCCCGGUGGAAACCCAACCCGGUAGAAAGAAAAGAAAACCCCGUCCACUCUCCUCUCCCUCCCAGGCGCUUGUUUUAAUUAUCGCCCUCUCAAAGCGACUCCGCAAUUCUCAACGAUCUCCCUCCCUUUCCCUCUCUCCCUCCCUCUCUCUCUCUCUAGUGGCCGAGCCAUGGUGAGCGCUCGUCGCCGAGAGGACGACGAUGGGGGCAAGAGCUCGGCCUCGGCGAGGGGCUUCCCCGGGGCCGGGCCUGGGCGCGCCUCCCGGGGCGCGGCGGCGGCGGCGAUCUCCGGUGCCCCCUCGGCGUCCACGAGCGCCAGCGCCGGCUCCCCCUCCGCCCUGAGCGAGGCCGCGGCCGCCGCGGGGAGCGACAAAACCUCCGCCGAUCCGCACGGCCCCGAUGCCCUCCCCGACGACGACGACGAUGCCGCCGACGCCGCUCCGUCGCCGCAGGGGGCUGCAAGCGGAAAGAAGAAAAAGAGGGGAGCCCGGGCCGUUGGAGGUGAUAAAAGUGGGAGGGGACUUCGCCAGUUCAGCAUGAGAGUUUGCAAGAAAGUGGAAAGCAAGGGGAGAACCACUUACAAUGAGGUUGCAGAUGAGCUUGUAGCAGAGUUUGUCGAUCCUAAUAGUAAUCUUGUAUCCCCAGAUAAGCAACAGUAUGAUGAGAAGAACAUAAGGCGGAGGGUGUAUGAUGCCUUGAAUGUCCUUAUGGCAAUGGACAUUAUAUCUAAGGACAAAAAAGAAAUACAAUGGAAAGGCUUACCUCGAACUAGUCAGAGUGAUGUCGAAGGAUUAAAGGAAGAAUGCAUCACUUUGAAAAAAAGGAUUGACAAGAAAGCUGCAUAUUUGCAAGAUUUGCAAGAUCAGUUUAUAGGUCUCCAGAACUUGGUCCAACGAAAUGAACAGUUAUAUGGUUCAGGAAAUUCUCCUUCUGGUGGAGUGGCUUUACCUUUUAUCUUGGUUCAGACUCGUCCACAUGCAACGGUGGAAGUUGAGAUUUCGGAAGAUAUGCAACUUGUACAUUUCGACUUUAACAGCACUCCUUUUGAGUUGCAUGAUGACUCCUAUGUACUCAAAGCAAUGAGAUUCUGUGAAAGUGGAGAAAACAAUGAUGCCUGUGAGCCGAGUUCACAUGCAGCCGAAUUCUCGAGCUCGAUGGAUAUAUAUCAGCAGAAUCGCCUGACACUCCCCACAAGGCUAAAUACGACAGGAAUGAUACCAAAUUCUCCACCCAUUCCAGGUAUACUGAAAGGCCGCGCGAAGCAUGAACAUUAGUGGCUAAUUUCUCCAGGAUCACUUUGUUGGAUCAAGAUUCUUGUUCUCUUCAUGUUUCUAACCCCCCUUUUUUUUGACUUUUUGUAAAGUUCUUAUAAUUGAUUGAUAUGUGGGAAAAGCAGCAAAAUUUGCUAUGCUCUGCAGCAAUUUGGGGAAUGACAGAGGCGGCUUGAACAUUUCGGUGAUUGCUGCUUUUGAAAAUCAAUUUAAUCAUAAUGUCCUUGUAUAUUAUGUCUUUUUUCCUUUUUUUUUACCUGAUAGUGUUGCAAUCACUAGUUUCUAGUAUUCUCAACUAUUCUAACUCUGGGUAUUCCACUGAAAUCACUGAAAUGGGUAUUAUGGUUUCGAAAUUUUCAUUUUC